This is a messenger RNA of Patiria miniata (bat star), 1701 nucleotides long. Its product is annotated as tripartite motif-containing protein 45-like. NCBI's taxonomy places the organism in Eukaryota, Metazoa, Echinodermata, Asteroidea, Valvatida, Asterinidae. Gene Ontology annotation, cellular component: chromatin; nucleoplasm. Gene Ontology annotation, molecular function: ubiquitin-protein transferase activity; zinc ion binding. The record is from RefSeq and is a predicted model, not a curated record. The coding region runs from base 1 to 1701 and encodes 566 amino acids. The transcript is spliced from 2 exons. Gene Ontology annotation, biological process: positive regulation of DNA-templated transcription.
AUGGCAGAGGGGGGUGUGGCCGAUCAAGUCUUGGAUGAGACUCAGAAGGAACUUCAAGAAUGUCCUAUCUGUUACACUGAGUACAAGGAUCCUAGGAUGCUAGACUGCUCACACAGCUUCUGCCUGAAAUGUCUCCAAGAACUCAGACUGACACAAAAUAAGGACAACAAGAAUAUUGUCUGUCCGUUGUGUCGAAAGGAAACUGCCCUGACUGAAGCUGGCGUGGAUAUGCUACCUGGAGGAUCAAAGGAGGUCAAUCAACAGGAACAGACUGAAGGUCAGGGGUUAAAAGUCAUGUGCCAUGCAUGCGAUGAGGAAAAUGAAGCCAUUUCUAGAUGCAUGGAUUGCAAGCAUUAUCUCUGUCAAGAAUGCCAGAGGGCACACAAUCGAUUGGCACCACUGAAGAGUCACAAGAUUGUGGCUUUGACAGAGCUACCUGUUGAGUCUCAUGAAAGAACAGAGGAAACUGAACUCAAGAAAGUUCCCAAGUGUUUCAAGCAUCCAGAUCAAGACCUCUCUCUGUAUUGUAACACAUGUGAAGUCCUCAUAUGCAAUGAAUGCACAAACAUUGAUCACAAAGAAUCCAUGCAUUCUUAUGAAGGUAUCGACGAGGCAUUCAAUAAAUGUAAACAAGAAGUAAAUGAAUCCGUAUCUAAAACAGAAGAGUGCAUUAAAAAAUUUGCUUCUGUCAAGCCCUGUUCAGGUCAUUCACGCUACCGACUUGACAAGAUGCUGGCAAAAACGUACUCUCAAAUUUCACAGAAAGCGGAAAAGGAAAUUGUCAAAAUCAGAGAAAAAGAAAAACAACUCAAAAUGGAGGCCAGGGACAUUGCCACUAAACAAGAUACAGAAUUUGCAUACGCAGAAAUGUCUGAGCAGAUUCUGGGUGAAGUUAAUAAAGUUAUGACUACAGAAACGUGCUAUGAGAUCCUGAAGUCCAAGAAGAAAAUGCUGUGGGAAUUGAAUGAGCAGGUUAGAGUGCAUAAGAGUUUGGAUAUCAGGCAUGGGAAGUCAUUCCUUGGUUUAAGGGAGAGUAAAGAGGACGGUCAGCUUGGGACUCUGCUCUUGGAGGAGAAAUGGGAGAGAGAUGAGGCCUUUGGAAGUGUGUACGGCACAACCCAUAUUGCAGCGUACUCCACAUGUGAAAUGGUUGUGACAUGCAGUGAUAAGCUGCUUACAUUGGAUCCAGAGGGGAAGGAGAUUUCUACGAAGACCUACAAACCUGACCCUGAUAAACCAAACGAACCCCAUGACCCUAAUGACAUACAGAAAGCAACAGCUCUAGCCAUCAACAAGGAUGAUCAACUUCUGAUCCUAGACAAUCCUGCAGUCAAGAUCUUCAACAAGGAAUACCAGCUCCUUCAUCAGUUCCUACCGGGUAAAGAGGCCGGCAUGGACAGCACGCCAAUGUGCCUGGCAGUGGACGGCAGCAAUCUGAUAGCAACAGUAAUCACAAUCAUCAUAAUCGGCGGUAAAUUUCCUCCAAAACAGACCUGCUCCCUAAGCCUUGACGUCGCUCUGAGUGGUCUCUCGUCUUGGGAAAGUUUGGGCUUGGGAAGAUCAGCUGCACUCCAAUAUGAGUCAGACUUGGUCCCUAUCAACUUCGCUUUGGCCGGGGGAGAUCCCGGGCAUGCCGUCACAAUAUUAUGGGGACCAAAGACGCUAUGGGGACAGCAGAAAGUCCCCAUAACUCAGUCCUAA